GCAGGAUUGAAGAAGAAUGAAAACCACAAAAUGUUUCAACAGAGGAUUUUGGAAGCCAAAAACUGCGCACAUUGGCACAGCAGAGAAGGACUAUGACAAGAACCUUGUCAAAUGUUUGUCCUUAACCAUUAAAUUUUAUGUUGUUGCAGUCAACUUAUUCCGGUGUAUCAGAAACUGCAUCCAUUGUUCUGGACCUAACGGGGGUUUCUGUCAGAGAUGCCAUCAGCUGCAGCCAUUUCGUGUGGCCCCGGGGAAACUUCCACAGAGAGUAGAUCGUCCGAUGAUCUAUUGCUAUGGUUGUCAAGACCAGUGCAUAACCCAAUGUAAGUCGCAAGACAGAGAAGUAUCUCAGUUAGAAUGCAACUUUUGGGGUUCGGAACAGGCCGUAUGCAAGUGUUGUUGUGGGUUACCAUCAUCAACUCCACCACCCAAACCAAUAAUUUGGAAUCAAUGUCCAACUGAAGAAACAAAUGAGUAUUUUUUACUACGUAAUUCUUUGAUUGAUUGCAGGCUCUGUGUAAAUGGUUGUAAAACUAAAUGUGAUGCCAUAGGAGCUACAGUGGCUAGGGAAGUCUGCUUCCAGGAUUUCAAUGUAGGUACGACGAUUCUUAUCGAUGGAGUCUUAGCAUGCCCUUGUUGUUGUAAACCAAAACCUCCACCCCCACCAGCAUGCCCUUGCAGUGAAAGUUGUGGUGUGGAUAUCAAUAUUCAAAUAUCGUCGGUAGCUGGUCAGGCAUCACGCAAGUACGAACUACCUCAUUCGUCAUCAUCUACUGCUGAGCUAUGAUAAUAAUACUAAUAAUUCAUAUUACUAGUACGUACUAGUAACCACUAAUCACAACUGGUUAUUUGAAUUUGUUUACUACUACUAGCUAUAUGCAGCAAUAAUAUG
Molecule: messenger RNA, 892 nt
Organism: Papaver somniferum (opium poppy)
Lineage: Eukaryota; Viridiplantae; Streptophyta; Magnoliopsida; Ranunculales; Papaveraceae
Exons: 3
Coding region: 17-787 (256 amino acids)
Source: RefSeq, a predicted model, not a curated record